Vitrella brassicaformis is the source of this 13572-nucleotide messenger RNA. The record is from the annotation of a GenBank genome assembly. NCBI's taxonomy places the organism in Eukaryota, Vitrellaceae.
AUGGAUUUGCUGCGGCCUGCCAUCGGUCCGCUGCAAGGUGUGUUUGAGGGGAUACAGGACGAGAGCCAAGGACUGAGGGAGGUCUUCUCGGGCGUUGCAAGCUUCUUGCGGGCGGCGUUCGAGUACGCCUUCCAAAGGCCUCAGGGCCUCCUGACUGGGCAGGCGCUGCCUCCAGGGCUCAUGUCUGACACAGCAACUUCGCAGGCCCGACCACUUCGAAGCCUGGUGCAGACUCUGUCAGAUCUGCCGAUCCGCGAGGACCUUCCAUUCGUCGUUGGCGAGACGGAUAUGGACAGCACUCUUUUCCUGGAGGUCGCGUCGGUCCUCUACUACAUGGAGUUCUCUCGCAAGCCAGCUCCAUGGUCAGCUGACACACAGGAGAAGCCAGGACGUGGGCAUGUGCCAUUGUCUGUUAUGUGUACACCUGCGUGCAGGGAGGUGUUGUUUCUGACCAGCAGGACAGCGACUGCUGAUCUGAAUAGCUUUCUCGAGAGAUGGGCAGAGAGCCACCUGCUGGAGGACCUGAUCGGCGGGCAGAGGAGGGGGCUGUUCAUGCUGUGCUGUGUCGAGGUAUCGGUAGAGACCGAGCAGGAAAUCGUGUCGGUCAUCAUGCGACUGAGAGAGGAGCUCCGCGGGUAAGCGAAUAGGCCAACGGGUACACACAGACAUGCCAUGCAAGAUGCCUUGUAUAUUUCCCUCUAGGAUGGAGAAGAAGGCAAGAAAAGCAACUCUCGCCAAGACCCUACCGAUGCUGAUCUUGCAGUCGACGAAGGUAUCACAAGUGGCGCCCAUCGGCUUUGAGGCGCCCAUGGCCGCCCCUCCGGCCAAGCUGCCCUCCGUCCUUGCGAAGACGUUUCCAUCCAGAGUUAUGCAUCUUGACGUUAUCUGCGGACAGAGGUACUCACCGCCACUCACCGACUUGGAACAACUGAUCCUCUGACUCGAUGACCCUUGUUGUUCCAAUUCCCCAGGACGUCGCCAGCUGAGGAGCUGAUUCGGAACGUCGGCGGUGCAAGGUCGAUGGUCUACGCCACCAGAGAGCCGUGCACUGGCAAGACAAGAACGGUGCUGUUUGAGUGCGCAGCGGAGAACGAGGCCUUUUGCACCAUCACACUCAACCAUGACGUUGAUCCGUCGACGCUGCACACUGCCUUCCGGCGGGUCGAGGAGGAGCGGACUCGGGUGGAGAUGUUCAGCAAGAACAGAACGGCUGUGGGGUUCCAUCUAUCGGUGUCCCCGUCAACCAAUGGCAUGGAUCUGAACAACGUACUAUCUCAGCUCGUCUUUGUCGGCCGUCUGGUGACCCCUGGUGGUGACGUCAUCCGCAUGAGGGAAGGCGACCGACUGCACGUCGAACUGCCGUCAAAUGGCGUCGAUGUGAAUGCGACCAUCGCCCACCUUCCAAUCUGUCGUCUGCUUCCGCACCAUGCUGUGACGCCCCAUCUCGAGGCCAAGAUGCCCCUUCUCCUGCCCGUGAUGGAUGACUGCCAGAUGCUCUACAGGGUGAGGGAGGCUGCAGACACCGCAAUGCUCGAGAGUGCGAGGAUGCUUCGUGGCUUCCUCGAUACACUUCCCACUCGCGCGCUGCCGUCCACCUCCCAGCUGGAGCAGGUAAGGAUGGGGAGCACAAUGGAGCUGCUCAUCUUCACUCAUGAGUUGUUGUAUUUUUCCCUCGAUUAGAUGGCGGCAGAGGACGUCGAUGCCACCAUUACUGAGGUGCUCCGGCCUCAAACAAGACUGCAGCUUUACGGCAGAGAUGUGGCGGAUGGUAUAGGUAACGAACCUCGCCUGCUCGAGAAGGUCCGGCUCGUCAAGUUCAUCAGUCCAGCCCUCCGCUCCAUCAUGGCCUUCGACACGCAUAUCGCGAGCGCGAUUGACGCAGGAGAGCAGAAGCUGGUCAGCAUGUUCAAGCAUCUGCUCGCGAAUCUGAUGCUGCGGAGCGCGAUCGAUGUCGCCGCGGCAGCAGUGGAGCCCCCGCCGGGCCUGUCCAGCACCGAGGACGGCUACAUCAGGCGGUUUGACCGGAUGAUGACCUUCCAAGGGUCGCAUCUCUUCUUCGUCAUUCACCACAAGGACAGUGACGGCACCCCACAUUACAACCCCAUCGGUCUGCAUCAGGAGGGCCAGUCGCUGCUGGCGUCAAUCCUGGCAGAGUACCCGCAGGGUCUCAAGGGCACACAGUAUCUGGUGGCGUGGAUGAGGGACAACCUUCGCUUCAGCCCUCAGGAUAGCGAGGCCGUGGAGCGUGAGACGCUCGUGAGUGUUGACAAGGGACGGCGACGCAUCUGGUAAGGAGGGAGCUGAAGAACGAACAAAUCACAAGAACUUGCCUAACACGCCUUCCUCUCCGUCGACACUGCUCAGGGAGUUGUUUCAUGCACCGACACAUCUUCGUCUGCUCGACAGCCUGACGGCCCUCGAAGAGCUGCAGAGAAAAACAGCAGUAAGGAAGGAUGACAGGGCAAUUCAGCGGGCUUACGAGACAGCCAGGGAGGCCUAUGAGGACUUGGUUAUGGGCGAAGUCCUCAUAGGCCUGGAGGAUGAGGACGACAUGCCGACCUUCGAGAGCAUCACGGACAGCGGUAUCGUCAAGCGGUUCCUCAUGAAACAUGCGAUGCUUCCCGAGGUGACAGUGACGCUGGAGAACUUGGUCAGGCUGAUAUCCGUGGAGAUGCGCAUGAAGGCAAGGAUGCCUGUCAUUCUGCAAGGUACACCACAAAGGCAGGCAGGCAGGCAGGCAGGUAGGUGGCAAAAAAAUGUUGUACGGAUGCAGGUGAGACUGGUUGUGGCAAGACACAGUUGGUGCAGUUCCUCUCCAGAAUGCUGGGCGCGUCGUUCUUCGCUGUCAAUGUCCAUGGCGGCAUGAAGGCUGCCGACUUCGAGGAAUACCUCCGGCCGGCCAUCGAGGCAGCGAGAAACGCCUCAGCUGCCAAGAAAGUGUGUCAAGCGAGCCAUGACAUGGAAGGGCAAGAGUGUGCGCCUCAUCGAGUGUGUCCUCUUUGCGCUUUCGUGCUCAGGUGUAUGUGUUGCUUGACGAGGCCAACUCCAGCAGUGACGUGUGGUCCAUCAAGAGGCGGUGGUCGAUGGUUUCCUCAACGGCGUCCGCAUCCCCGAGUCGAUCGCCUUCAUCUGCUGCAUCAACCCCACACGCGCGAAGCGCACCACACUGGCCGAGCAUGAGAGUGCUGGUUUGGACUUGGAGCUGAUGCGCUUCGGAGAGGACGUUGCGUCACCAAAUGGGGCAUCACUUCAUCGACAAGGAAUCAGCCCGUUCGCUGGACUGGCAUACCCCGUGUACGCUCAAAAAGGAAGGGGGAGGCUGGACUGAUCGCCAUUCAUGGCUCUCUGUGUGGUCAGGUACCGUCUGGACGAGAGCAUGAUUUCCUACGUGUGGGACUUCGGCAGUCCGGCUGAGAACGUCCUUCAGCCCGCUGCAGCUGAGGCUGCAUGCCACCGCCGCACUCUCUUUCUGGACAAGUGCAUGGUCACUGACGAGUCGCUGUACGCAGAGGCCAUAUGCGCCUACUCACCCGUGGAGAAGAAGCUGCGGUGGGUGUCAACGAUGAAGAUGCACGUCAGCGACUCGCUGUCCAUCGUUGUUGUCCUCCUCUCAGGUCCGAUGCUGCAUUUCUGGAUGAGCUACGCGCAUUUGGAGGGACCGAAACAUACUGGCGGCACCUCCGCACACUGAUUGUUGCCCUCGGUACGCCACAACGGCUAGACACAGCCGCGAAGCGAUAUCUGUGGUGCGUGUGGCGCAGUGUCGCAAGCCCAGUACUUCGUCCGUCACGAUAUCUACAAAGGCGACACGAGCGCAGUGUCCCUUCGCGACAUCCGCCGAUGCAUCGACAUGAUCCCCGUCAUUCUGGACCUCAUUGACAAGAAAGCUCAGUCCAAGGUGGCCAAGACAGUCGAGACGGGCGGGACGAGGGCCAUGAAGGUGUCGGCGGCACUCCAGACAUCCCUCACCAUCUGUAAGCACGUCCACGGCUGAGCGGGCAGCAGCAGCAACUUGUCUAUUCGUCUUGUUUUGUGCUUUGUAGGCUAUGCAUUGCGUCUGCCGCGCGAGAGGAGGCCAGAGUUUGCGGCUGAGAUGACCAAGACGUGGGAAAGUGUCCGCGGCCACUUUGAGAACACCAACGAGGGCUUCUUCCCGGUGCCCAACACCGAGCACUUCGAGGCGCCCUUCUUUGAGUUGGCUGAGUUUGUUGCUGACCAGCUGAUUCGCCCGUCGGGCAUCGCCCUCAACCACAUGCUGCUCGAGAACACGCUCACCCUGCUAGUGGCCAUCAUCACAAAGACAGCCAUCUUCCUUGUGGUCAGCAACGAGAGGGAACGGCACAGAAGAGGCAGCUGCAUUCGGACGGCCUCUGUUUGUUCAGGGCAAGCCAGGCACGUCCAAGUCGUUAUCAAUGGAGCUAUUAUCGGCCUCGAUGUCCGAUCGCGAGCAUCCCUUCUGGUCCCUCCUUCCAUCGGUGACCAAGAAGACGGUCCAGUGCUCCCCCCUCACCACGCCACAUGCCAUCCUCCAGGCGGCCAACCAUGCUGCCAAGGUCCAACUGCGCGAGUUACAAUCCGACUCGGAGCACACGGCCGUGCUGGUGCUGGAGGAGAUCGGAGGUGGGUGCAACACAUGGUGCAAAAGGUCUGUCUUGGCAUCUCAUGGUCGUUCUGUGUGUCCUGUCCUCUGGUCUCUUGUAGAGACUGUGUUGUCGCCACACAAUCCCUUGAUGACCCUACACGGCCUGAUCGACCAUGGUGGAUGAAAAGGUUGGUCACUAUGCAGCAUCUAUUCGUCUUUGCUGGUCGUGUACAGGCGUCAAUGUGGACGGCAAGAGCGUCAAAAUAGCCAUUGUCGCCAUCUCGAAGUGGAAAAUCGAUCCCGCUAAGAUGAACAGAGGAGUCUUUUUGUUCAGGUGGGUUGCGUCGAGAAGCCAAGGAGAGAGCAGUGUCGACACUGAAUGCUACCUCCCUCUGAUGUGCAGGGGCACUCCAUCUGCGUCCGACCUCUCCGAGACCGCCUUCUCCAUCAUCUCGUCGUCAACCUCAUCCCACCAGCUGGAACUCUACGACCGGCGAAGCGAGUCCCAUUCACGCGUCGACGAGGGUAGGGCUCUGCACUUUGACUCCACUUCUUGUUACAUCCCCACCUGACUUUGUUGCUUUUCGUCAGUUGGGUUCGUUGCGAUCAAUGAGGAGUUGCGUGAGAGUGUUGCGGCCCUUUCGUCCAUACUCGAACUGAAGUUCAACGAUCGAGAGGUGACGCCCUGACCGUACACCAAAAAACGACUCCUUGACCUGACGGUUUUGUCUUGUUUCAUCCUCAAUGCAGUACAAUUGGUACUACGGCAGCCGCGAUAUGUACGCACUGCUGACCUUUCUUCACGGGAGCCUCUCGUCGCCCCCCGGCGGUACUGGAGUGGUGCCUCUCGAUCUCCACCUAGCGCAGUGGGCCAUCGAGCGGGCCUUCGGGGAGAUCCCUGAGUGUGACGGCGUCCCGCAGCCCAAGGACAAGGGCGUCCUGCUCCAGAGCCUGACCAAGGCAUUAGCCAGUGGCAAGACCCGUCGCGAGCAGCCCGCAGCAUGGCAACAUUGCGCCACCAAGGUGGUCUACUGCAACAGCUGUGCAACGGCGCUUCACCAGCUGGAGCGGCGACGUGAGUGGGCCGGCCGCAGCCAGGAUGACGAGACUGAGCGAUCGGAGGCGGAGAGUUUCCUCGAGCGAUUCACGCGUCUCCGCACUCCGAAUCAGACGUGUAAAGGGGGCCCGACUAUGGUCAGCCGCAUCGCUUGGAACCUCAAUGACGAGAAGGCGCGCCACCUCCUGCUCAUCACGGACGGAGCGGCAGGUCAUCUGCUGCUCUUUCAACUGGGCCUGGCGCACUUCGAGUCGACCAAGAUCAUCAUCGGGUCGCAGAGCUCGGACGACGCAGCGCUGCUUCAGGAUCUGCAGAAGAUUCAGCUGGCGAUGCGGACGGGUCAGCUGGUGGUGCUCGUCAACUGCUUUUUGAUCUUCAGCAGUCUGCUGGACAUGCUCAACCAGCACUACAAGGUUGAAGCGGGCCGGCGACUUGCCCGUUUGUCCAUGCACUCGCACUCGCGGUACUUUCCCGUCCACCGGUCGUUCCGUUGUGUGGUGGUGUGCGAUCGGGCUGACCUUAAGCGCCUCACGCCACCUUUCCUCAACCGAUUUGAGAAGGUACAACACAUGCAAGGCACACGCACACCAAUGCUGCCAGACAUUGCUGUUGGUGCCUAUUCGUCAGGUUGAAUUGACCAUGCAGAAGGCCCUGACACUGCCACACGAUUGGCUGAUGAAGGAGCUGCAACACAGGCUGAUCUUACGCAGCAGUGGUGAGGCCCUACAUCUCGGCGAGAUCAUUCUCCCAGGCUUCGACGCUGCCAACACCCUCCAGUCGCUCGUCCUCUCAGUGCUGUCUGUGGCUGACGCAGACCAGCAGAGCGAAAAGGACAGACUGAUGACGAUUGCUAUGAGUCGCCUGGUCUGGGCUGCCCGCACAUGCGCGAUGCUGGAGAUGAUGACCGGACGCAUCGAGUUGCUCCAGAGAAUGACUCGCGAUUCUAGGACAGUGGUGCACAUCAAGGACAGACUUUUGGAGACCUACUUCAGUUGGCAAGUCCACGAUUCCCUCACUGAUGUCCAACUGCGAGGCCUCCAAAUCCUUCUCGGUAGGUCACCACUUGAUGAAUAGCGGGUGGCGUCUGUUGUCACACAAACAUGAAUCAUAUUUGUGUGUGCUGGUCGCAGGCGACAAGACGUGGGCUGCUGGGCAGGACGAUGAUGACGACCUGUGGGCCGAGGAGAAUGUGCCAUGGGGGGACUCCACCGGCCUUCAGCUGUGUGUCCUGACCGAGCAGAGCCAUCGGCUGUGGAGCGCCAAGUCCCUCAAGGGAUACUUCAGUGCAGGACAGUCUGACCAGGCGUCGAGCGUCGAGAGGCGAUUCUUCACAUUGGAUGGCAGCGACGCCAUGGCUGCACUUGAAGAUGAGCUCGACGCCCUCUUCAGUCCAAAGACCGAGAGCUCUUACCUCUAUGUCCUCUGCGAUCAGGCGGCCGUGCCGGAAUCGACCGUCCGCCACGCACUGUUUUGGGCGAGUGAGAAGAGGAAGGCAUUCAAGGCGAGACUGGCUGCCGAGGAGACUUCAGGAGAGGCGGUCGACGUCCCCACAGCCAAUCGUCAUCUCAUCUUCAUUUCUCAACAGCAGGGCCAUAGUCUUGUCUUCACUGCUGAUUGGCAUGUGGUGUAUUGCGACGAAGUGCUGCCGACAGAGCCACUGCGAAAGGCCUGUCCGUCCCUGCGCGAUUUCCUCGACCGUCCAGCCUUCCCUCGGUCCGUGUCGCAAGAGACGAGGGAGGAGGGUGCUUAUGGAGAAGCCGCAGCGCCAGACCCCGACAGACCACGACCAAUCGAUGAGGACGUCUCGCCCCUCGUUUCUCUGUCCCGCGACGUGCCGCGCGACUCUCUUAGCCUCUCGAUGAUGAUUCAGGGUGAGAUCGGUCUUGUGGUGUCGUCGCUUUACUACCCGUCCGACAAAGAAUCUGGACAGCAGACGCGGUCGCGGUCAGUCGACAUCCUGAAGGCGAGGCUCGACAGGCUGGUAGGUCUUCUACAGCUUACCAGCGGCCCAAUGGAUGCCGUCCUGCAGCGAUGUGUGGAGGAGCUAGCUCAUCACAGCGUCUUCCACACAACUGCCAGCUGGCUCGACGAGGCGCAGAAGAUGGCAGUGCCCUCAAAGAGCACCCGAGGCUGGCUCUUUUCGUAUUUGCGGCAUGCCUGUGUGACCACAUUUGUGAAUGUCGUGGCCUUUGUGGAUCGCCACAGCAAUCUCGACCUCCUGGUGCACCAAGAGACGCGGGAGAUGUGGAUGGACCUGUUCCGCUGCCCUGCGAUCUCGGGCUCUGCACAGGUACGUGCAGCACGGAUGGAGCGUGCACGUGGCGCCAUGCAUAUUGUGCAUUAUGCAUGUUUUCCACUUUUCAGGCUGCCACUUUCGCCAAGGACAUCGUGAAGCCCCCAGGCACACAGUUUGUGUCAGUGGAGAACCCCACGAUGCCCACCGCCGAUGGUGAUGAGCACGAGACGACGCAUCCCACUCGACAGCUGGGCCUUGGUGGUGGUGCCGCCUUCAACUCGCAUUACUCUGUGGAGUUCCCCUUUUCGUGGCUCAUCGCACCCGUCGUGCGUGCACAAAUGGAUGUGAUGGAGAGAGGAGCCAACCGUCGCAAGCGCCUCAGGUGACUGAUGGCACAAGCCCAUGGUGCAGACAGGAUCCUGUGACUGAUUGUCCCUCGUGUGUGGGUAUGCAGUGAUUUGACCCACCUUUCCUUCCCAAUGCUGACCGACCUGCCCGUGCAGCUGUGUGUGCGAUAUGUGCGGGACGUCCUGUCGAAUGUGCUACAUCUCGGAGCGAAAGAAGAGACGCUCAAGACGGCACUCGUGUGGCUUGUUUGGGCGCUCCAAUGCCCUGGAGGUGAUGGCAAUGAAGAAGAGCUCGCGGGCUUGAGAUACAUCGAUGUUCAUCUUGCCUUGUGGUAAGCCAGGCAGACUGUAGCAUAUGUCUACACUGAUGCUGGUUGGAUCCUUUGUACACAGGAUCCACGAUCGCCUCUUUUUGGACAUCGUCAAGCUUGCACGAGAGCUCAAGGAAGCCGCCGUCAAGAGGAGUCUCCAGCAGGGGCAACGGGCAGCUCACGAGCUGAAUGCAGCGUCUGACAAGGAGCUUCCGACCUCGGCUCAGGUGUUUGUCAACCUUCUGGGCUGCGAGGCUGUUGCGGCGACCUUUCAAUCCAUCACGGCCAGCACCGGCCAGUCAUAUGGCCUCCUUGAUCAGGAGUUCCCCCUCAGCUACGACGGCCUCAUGCGCGCCUGGUCGAGCCCCUUUGACGCGCCCCUGCAGGACGACAAUUCCGUGUCUGAGGCAGAGAGCUCAUCUGCCGCGUUCUCUAUGGCUGCGAGGCUGCCGAGUGAUCUGCAGUGGCUCAGUGUCCUUUCCCAGACAUGGCAGAGCCUCAAGGGGCACGCCCAAGGCGCCCGCGCCAUCGCACAAGCGAUUGCACGUGCCUUCAAGAAGAAGGUGGAGGAGCUGCGAUGCACCAGGCAACAUUCCAACUUCGGGGAGCAGUUUUACUUCGUGGUCGACCUUGUGGCGCACGUUGCGGCCUCUGCUGACGACACUAGUGAGUUUGACGAGAGCCAGAGGCUCGCCGACAGCUCCUCCCUGCUGCUGGUGAGAGCUUGUCGAGCCCACCUGUCUGGACUUCGCAGCCUUCCAGACGAGGAUCGUGUCGGGGUGCUGCCCCAGGUGCUGCAUUCUGCGCUCGACAUCCUUCUAGCCCGCCAGGAGCCCUUCCGCGACGAGUGGCGUGGAUUGCCUUUCGAAGGAGCCCACGCAGUGCCAGUCAACUCAGCGGUCGCCGCUAGCCUCUUGGGCGCCUUCUUUGAGAUGAUGAAGGACUGUUCUCAUGACCGUGGCAGCCUGGCCAUAGUGGAUGAGAUGCUGUCGUGUGAGAUUGACAAGGAGGCCAACUCAGACGAUGACAGCUUUGCCGUACUGCUGGUGGUGAGCGGCAUCACACACACCAUUCCUAUUGGCGUGCAUGUGUAUAUGUGGUGUGUGUGUGCGUGUGUGUGUGCGUGUCAGCAAUGUCGGAUUGACUGGCUCCAUGCCCAAGAGACAAGCGCAUCACUGCCCGGCCUGCUGCAACAGCUUCCAGAUUUGCUCCUUACGGCGGCGCCGCUUUCAUCAUCUGCGGCCACGCACCCGCCUCAAAGACGAGCGUGCUCUUCCUUUUGGCGGCUGAUGGUCUUCGCCCAUCUGAAGCUCAUCACUCAGCUGGCUGCCAAGGCACUGAAGGGGAUGGUCACCACCAGGCCGCAUCGCCAGCAGCCGAUUGACCAAGAGGCGCUGCGGAACCUCCUGGAUGACCUUUUCGUCCGGCACCUCCGCCCAGCAGAGAGCCUCACACAACUUGAUCUGCAGCGAGACUCCAUCAUCGCCGCCCUGUCUUUCGUUGCCUUCCAAUGCAAUGCGCCUGCGUGUCGGCACUCGCUCGUCAUUCACAUCCUUCGUUCGCUCAGCAACGGCGGGACGGACCUCCAGGGGGCCCGAAGGAUUCUCAAGAGGGCGUCGGAGAGGCUGGACAACCCGGGAAUCACCCGCACAGGGGCUGCGAGGCUCUUCCUGACCCCAUCGGACUCCAAGAAGGCCAGCAUGUUUGCCCUCCAGCCGUGCUUCGUUGCUGCCCGACGCACGCUGAUGGAGUUCGUCAGUGGCGUGCUGCCCAUGCCCCAUGUGGUGGCGCGACUGAUGGGGGCACCAGACGGACGGCAUACCAACCGGUACAGCCAGGUAUUCGGCGCAGUCCUUGCGGCAGUGGACCUUUACAUUGCUGAAUGCCGCCAUGAGCAGCAGCAGCAGCAGCAGGACGACGUUGCGGCAGAGCGGCCUCGUUUGGAUGCUUUGGAGGAUCUCGUGCUCAACCACCUGCACGCGCAGCAGCUCCAGGGCCCCCACGCCAGGGCGUUCAUCCAUCGGUUGCUGAACCGCCAAGAGCUGCAAGGCCUCAUGGCAGGCCCGCUGUGCAGUCUGGAGCAAGCUGGCUGCCUCGAGCCAUUUCUGCUCUUCUGUUUGGGUCUGCUGUGUCUGCCGCAAGAGGCGACGGGGGGAGGGCUGGGGUUCUUCCUGCAACUUUUUGCCCGUCCUGAUGAUGCGACGACACAGUUUCUGCCUGGAGUGGCCCAGAGCAGGUUCCACGAGGCCAUCCGUGCCUUUCCGCCUGCAUUCUGGGUCUACACAUGCCCGAAGCGCCAUCCUUACGUGACUGGUACGAUUGACAACAACAGAGAGGACGACAGAGAUAAAGGCAGGUGCUCAUAGGUCGUUUACUGCUGUUGUGCGUCCAUUUGAAGGUGAGUGUCAUCACAUUUCAAGCCAAGGCACAUGUAUCGAGCCCGGCUGCGGGGCGCCGAUCGGCGGUCUACGUGGUCAGCUCCAGCCCGGGAAUCGGCAGCUUGGGAACGUCCAGUCCGUGCUCGCCAACUGGAACACCUUCAGCUUCCCCGAGACGAAGGGCUACUUGCCCGAACCGGUGGACCCCACACGCACAGAGCGUAGCCUCCACCCGGCCCUCUUCCGUGUCCUUCGCUUCUGCCUCUCGUCCACAUUUGUCAUGGCCUAUGCGGGGACCCAGCCUGACCAAGCUGAGCGGCACGCUGAGGCGAUCCUGACAGACAUUCGAGCAUUGAAGAGGUGCCUGUUUGCCAAUGAUGUGACAAUGGAGAGUACUUCCCUCGCGCUUGUGUCGGCCAUCCAGUUGCUGCUGGACCGGAACGGCGGUCAGGCUGUGCCGGCUGCGGUCCACUGCUGGCCAUUGACCAGCCUCGCUCAGCGACAAGCGCUCGAGCGAGCCCUUGUGCAGUCGAUUCGGGACGAUUUCGUGGGCAGGCAAAACGACCUCGUCGCGCAAGGCCAGAGGGCGGUCCAAGACGCUGUCGAAACGCUGACACGCAACGACAUAGAGGAUGCUGUCCGAGUCGAUCUCCAGUACGUGAACGCGCAGCUGAACCGCAGCAAUGUGGAGCGGCUGAUGUAUCUGCCUCGGCAAGUCAAGUACUAUCCCCCGAUGGACCAGCAAGGCUUCUGGCUGUACUUGGAUUCACAGCCAGACACUGAGGGUCAGUUCGGUGUCCUGCAGUGCCUCAAGCGACACGAACAGGAGCUGCAGCUGCUGUGCUACCUUCCAGCUGUUCUGCGCUUCUUCCACCUGAUGCGGGUGCAUGCCGACAACCGCAUGACGAGCAAGGAGGCAGCGGAUCGCACUCUGGACAGCUUCCUUGACGAGAUCAAGCAGAGCAUGACAGAAGCCCUGCAUCGAGCUGAAAUGGAAAGGGCCGUGGAGGACUUCACGAAGGCAUGGAAGGGAGUGUGGCCGUACGUCAAGCAGUGGGAUUGCGUCAAUUUCGACGAUGGCGGCAAGCAUGCCGCCAUCAAGCGGGACGCGAUGACUAUGGAUCUACACGAGCUGCGCCUAUCGAUGUUUCUGCCCAGCAAGCAGGGUCUCGGCAUAGCGAGCAAAGCCCUUUACUCAACGCUGGCCAUGAAGCAGCGGAGCGUCAUCGAAGACCUCAGGAAGAAGAUGGACUUUGUGCCUCUCUCGCUCGAGGCGACGCCAUUCAAAGUGACGGAGGACGACCUGCUGAUCUUCAGGAGCAGCGAGCAUCUCCUCCCCUUCCUGCCACAUUACGUCCACAGGUAUUUGGAUACGUUCACUUCAGCAGCAGCGAUGAAUCCCCGCUGCGUCCCUCCUCGUUUUGUUUUUCAGAGACUAUAGACUGGAGAGCAGCGGCCCUGUGGAGUAUCGAUUCCUCAAGGUGCUGCAAUCGGAGGUCAUCCAGUGCCUCAGAAUCACAGAAAAGGUGGGGAACAACACACUCAACAGUGCACUAACUACGGCUGCUUGACUUACUGUCCAUAUCAGCCUAUGCUCGCCGCUGAGCUGCCGUCGAUUCGUUUCCUUGACACGCUGGAGGGGUCGCUUUUCUCCGACCUGGACCGCAGAAUCCCACAAGACGCCGCACUGCCCAUUGUGGUGCAACGAGUGAGUGCGAAGACAGCUGCACUUCAACUCGAUGGAUGCGUCUGUCUGCCACGUUGGUUGGUGUCGUCGCCACGUGUCAUCAGGUGUUGAGGGUUGAAUUGAGAGAUGAGUCAGCUGUUCGCGAGAGCCUCUUCCACUUUGUCCACUUCCUCGCCACCAUGUGCCUCCAAACAGGAGCACAAGACAUGCCCCUGUCCGAGUUCGCCUACUCAAGCGGCGAGAGUGGAGACAUCAUGCGGACCUUCCUCAACCAAGACCAGCAAAGGGCGCGCUCUGUGCUGCUGCGGUCCACUGAGCUCCGGUCCCAGCUGCAGCUGAGGCACCUCCGGGCGCUGGCGGCGUCUUUGUGGAGUGGCAAUGUGCAUCACAACUAUAACCAGGCGCCUGUCCCCGACGAGAAGGCGUUUCUGGACCGUCUGAUUGCUGGUCUGUCUGCUGAGGACGAGCGACAGCCGGCCGUCCAGCCGCUUAUCAAUACUCUGCGGCAGAUCGGCCUCGAGCAGCUGGGCAUUGACCGAGUGAGUGCCAUGACGCCGUUGGCAUUCUUCACCAGCGACGUCUUCGACCGGGAGCCCUGUCCAGAUGUGGCCGAUGCGCUCCAAGGGCUGCUCUUGGCUGUCUUUGGGCCCACCCUUCGAGUGCUGGAGGAGCAGCUCAGCGACGAUGCCACCACGGCUGCUCGCGCGAUGGGCCGUGAUGCAGAUGAAGGGGAUGACUCGGGUCACACCGGAGGGGAGGGUGUGAAUCUUGCUGAGAUGUGGGCGGAGCAGGAUGACAAGACCCCUGACACAGCAAGCGAGGUGUCGGUAGCAGUUUCGGCUGCAGUGCCCUCUGUACCGACGCCUCAGCAGCUGACAGCUGAGGUGCCACGAGAGGAACACGCGUCGGUGUCUGGUGCACGAUGGAGGCCUGCGGGUUUGCUGUCGAGGGCUGAUCAUGCCACCUUGCAGUGA